GCUGCGAAACGAUCAUGGGGAGUGAAUCAACAACAAAAAGAACCAGAACCCAAUCUCUCGCGUGUUAGAAAAGCAGCGCGAGCAGAAGUGGGCGUUAAGAAAACCGGAAAAAAGCAGCCAUCAAAGUUGGAUAAACAAAAGUCACCGUCGUCAGCUCAGUCAAGAACAAGUACAUCCUCAACAGGAAAAACGAGAGCUGUCAAACGAUCUCAUGCUGCAACCUAUACAUUAGACAUGUUCGAAAAUAAUGAACCGUUAGUAGCAGCACCUUCUUCUGCAAAAGUAAGCGUCUACUGUUAUUAUCUAUCCUCUACAGCUUUUUCUCUUUUCCAAGAGAACGGCACUUACGGAUGCAAUAAAUAUUCAGCAUAUGAUGAACAUUCCCAUUGCUUCUUCGGCACCAUCGGAUGUCUUCUCUUAUCAGGUUUUAUCGCCGUUUGGUGGUACUAUGUCUCAAAAAUGAUAUUGAUCAUCGUUUAAACAUGUAAAUAGUCAUCUCAAUUGACCAAGUAAUUUUUUCCUAUUUUCUGUGAUUAUUCUUGAGCAACCCAUUGCGGCAAUUUUUAAAGAAAUGUGCCAUUUAUCUUUAUUUAUUAUUUUUUUAAUGCAAAAAUCAAUUUAAAUCGACUUUUUUGGAAAAAAGUCUAUUGAAAUUCAUUUUUUAAAAAUUCUUUUAGAAACUCUUUUUAAAUUAUUUUUUAAAAAAUUUAUUUAGAUUCAUCCUGCGUAACUUUUCGUGCGAAAAAUCUAUUGAAAUUCCUUUCUCAAUGAAUCUGAUUUUCGUUUUUGCGAAAAUCUAUUUAAAUGAUUUUUAUUUUUAUUGAAGAAAAAAAUUUAAAUUUACAUUUUUACAAAAACUUAAACCAGAUUCAUUGAGAAAGAAAGAAAUUUAAAUAGAUUUUUCGCACGAAAAGUUAUGCAGAAUGACUUUAAAUGAAUUUUUUAAAAAAUAAUUUAAACAGAGUUUCUAAAAGAAUUUUUAAAAGUGAAUCUAAAUAGACAACUUUGACAGUAAAGUAUGGAAUAAAAUUGAGUUUUAUUCAAUUUCUAUAACUGGAUAAAUUACUUAAUUAAAGUAAUAUG
Molecule: messenger RNA, 1083 nt
Organism: Didymodactylos carnosus
Lineage: Eukaryota; Metazoa; Rotifera; Eurotatoria; Philodinida; Philodinidae
Source: the annotation of a GenBank genome assembly